Messenger RNA from Girardinichthys multiradiatus, 2518 nucleotides. It is a transcript of the gene hdac10, whose product is annotated as histone deacetylase 10. The transcript has 19 exons. Bases 267 to 2261 code for a protein of 664 amino acids. The record is from RefSeq and is a predicted model, not a curated record. Lineage: Eukaryota; Metazoa; Chordata; Actinopteri; Cyprinodontiformes; Goodeidae. Gene Ontology annotation, molecular function: histone deacetylase activity. Gene Ontology annotation, biological process: chromatin organization. Gene Ontology annotation, cellular component: histone deacetylase complex.
UGCACCGUUAAAGCUUCACAUUCGGUGCAUCUCCGAUGGGCUCUUUCUGUUUACAUGCUUUUUUGCAAAGAAUAACUAUCUUCUGAGACACGUUCGGAUAACUGGAACAAAAAUUCAGACCGUCUCACAAAUAGCAUAUAUAUGAAGUAGUCGACAUGGAUUCUUGAUUGGCGCUUUUAGACAAAACGUCCAGAUAAAAAGUACAAACCUUUGAGGAACUUUAGCAGUAACAUUGCUCUCUACUUUGAUUUUGUGAAGUAUUGACAAUGGGGACAGCGCUGCUUUAUGAUGAGGAGAUGACCAAAUACAAACUGCUGUGGGUUGACCCAGCCUGUAAGAUUGAGGUCCCUGAGCGGCUCAUAGUCAGCUAUGAGGCCUUGGUCAAGAGUGGUCUUUCUGACCGCUGUAUCUCCAUACCUGCUCGUGAGGCUUCAGAUUCAGAGAUACUGCUCGUCCACAGUGAGUUAUAUCUGGAGGCAGUGAAAAAAACUCCUUACAUGACUUUGGAGGACUUGAAGGAGUUCACCCUUCAGUUUGGGGAUGUCUACUUCCAUCCAAAUAUCUAUCACUGUGCCAAGCUGGCUUCAGGGUCUGCUCUGCAGCUGGUGGACAGUGUUAUGACAGGGAAGGUCAGGAAUGGCAUUGCUCUGGUCAGGCCCCCGGGACAUCACAGUAUGCACGGUGCUGCCAAUGGUUUCUGUGUGUUCAAUAACGUGGCCAUAGCAGCUCGAUAUGCCAAACAGAAAUAUGGAGUCAAAAGGGUCCUAAUAGUAGACUGGGACAUACAUCACGGUCAAGGGGUUCAGUAUUGCUUUGAGGAUGAUCCGAGUGUUCUUUACUUUUCUUGGCACCGCUAUGAGCAUCAGAACUUCUGGCCUAAUCUCAGAGAGUCAGACUAUGACAGUGUCGGCAAAGAGAGCGGCGCUGGCUUCAACAUAAAUGUGCCUUGGAAUAACGUGGGAAUGGAAAACAGCGACUAUCUAUCAGUCUUCUGCCAUGUCCUUCUGCCAGUAGCUUAUGAGUUUUGCCCAGACUUGGUUUUGGUGUGCGCAGGCUUUGACUCGGCAAUCGGUGACCCAGAGGGAGAAAUGUGUGCCACUCCAGACAUCUUUGCCCACUUAACUCACCUUCUGAUGAACCUAGCUGGAGGAAAACUAUGUGCUGUACUGGAGGGAGGAUACAACUUGACUUCUCUCGAACAGUCGGUGUGUCAGACUGUUCAUACUUUGCUUGGAGAUCCUCUGCCUCAGCUUGCAAACCUCAGGGGUCCCUGCAAAAGUGCAAUCGAGUCUCUUCAGUGUGCCCGAUCAGCUCACAGGCGGUACUGGUCCUUCCUGAAGCAUGCAGCCGACCCACCUAUGACUGAUAUCAGCACCAAACACAUUAAAUCGGCUAUGGAAGAGGAAGAAAAGACAGAAAUGGCAGAAGAAGAAAGAUGCACAGAGGGAAAAGUUUGGCCUGAGCCUCCAGAGCGUUUGUGUCCUCCUGUUUGUUCUGCGUCGGUGCUUCCUGAUGAUGUGGCUUGUCCAGACGGAUUGAAACGCCUCAGCUCCUCCAAAGAUCUUGAACCACUCUUAGUUAGCAAAUUAAAGAAUCGUUUCAGGACAGCUGCAGUUGAUGGCGACGGGGUCACAACCUUCUCAAGACUUUAUACCCUGAUUGAGAAAUUGGUGGCGAAUGAGAUUCGCAAUGGCCUGGUGCUGGUCCCUGAUGUCGCUGCAGCCAUGAUGUGUGUUGUCCAGGAUCUCAUCUCCGAUCUCGUCAAGCGGGUUUUAGUUGUUUGUGUCGGCAAGGAGAAGGAGCUGGAUUAUGUCACCACAGAUGGGAAAGUGCUUGUUGUGCAAAUCAGCAGUGAAGACAGUGAGGAACAGAGGAGCAAAUAUUAUAUUCCAGUGUGUUUGAAGAAGGGUUGCAGUGACACGUCUGGGUUCAUCCAGGCGGUCCUUGGCCUCCUCCUACCUCUGGGAUACGAGUACAACCCCGAUCUUGUCCUUUUAGUUCGCAUGCCAGGCAGUGGAGUGGUUGACAGUAUGUGGCAACAGCUAAUUGGCCUGCUGCAGGGCUUUGCAAAAGGACACACUCUGGUUCUGAUGCAGGUAAAUGAAAAGGCGUGCAUGGGCUCUACUGCAUCCGCCCUCCUUGGUCACCCUGCGCCUCCUCUGCAGGACCUUCAGACUCCGUUCCCAGAGGACGGAGAUGCUUUGGAGAGAUUGAGAGAGAGGCUGCAGGCUGACUGGAAGAUGCUGCAAACAACAUCUUAAUGGACUGCAGCAACCCUUCCAUGUUAGGCACCAUCCAAAACUCUCAAGACUCAUAAUUAAAUGGGAAUGUCCUGCUGAUGUUUAUCUCUGAGGACCAGCUGAAAGAUCUGACAUAUUUAGCAGCUUUUAAACACUGAUCACUGUUCCUUUUAAUAAAGCAUUUAAGCAAGUAUGGUGCUGUCUGAGCUGUUGAUCCUGUUUUAUACUAUGAAUUAUGGUUUGGUUAAUAUUGUUAAUAAAUGAUUUUCUAAAUUUCA